AGGACAGAAGACUCGGGGAAGAUGCAUUCAAAUGCGAUGAAGUUCUGUGAAGCGGUUUCUCGUCGCAGCGUUAUGUACGCACGCAUGAUUAAUGCAGUGUAGUGUUUUAUUGCUACGCAGCACGGGGUGGGUUUUAUAGCUGAUAUCGGAUGGUCGGUGAAAGGAAGAGAGAGAGAGGGUGCAUGCUUUUAAUGAUGACUUAUAGGCUACAGCGGACCGUCACUUAAUUCUGAAUUACAGCUCGAAUAGCGUGCAACUUCUGAGGAAAUAACAAAAAAAGCGUUUUAUUCGGUAAAGCAGAGAUGGAUGGAGAUGCAGGCAAAAGAAGAGCUCUCUGAUGAAAAGGGUAAAAGAAAACAUGCCACAAGACCAAACUGACUUCUGAAUCAUCUUGUGUAAAGAAUCAUUAUAUUGUUUGAAUUGUGCUAUAAAAGGCAAGUGGAGGCUAGGAGAGCUUGCUGGUUGCAUGAUGGCUCCUGAAGGUAUAGGAGAGCUUCGAGACUUGCUCUUCUUCCUGCUCCUGUGCCUCACAUUAUUGGCUGAGCUGCUGGAGAUGACUGCAGCGUCUUCGCAGGGACUGGAUGGCGAAGGUGACAUAGUGUGCCCAUCUGUGUGUCGCUGUGAUGAGGACUUUAUUUACUGCAACGACCGUGGAUUGAGCGCAAUCCCACCUCUGCCACCAUCUGCAACUGUCCUUUAUCUCCAGAACAAUCACAUUGACAAUGCAGGGCUUCCUAGGUCCUUGGAGCAUCACACCACCGUGUGUGUUAUAUAUCUCUAUGAUAACGAGCUUGAUGACUUUCCCAUGCAUUUGCCACCUUCAUUAAGAGAGCUUCACCUCCAGGACAACAACAUUCGAGUGUUGCAAAGGGCUGCACUUGCUAGAUUUCCACUCCUUGAAAAGUUGCAUCUGGACGACAACUCUGUUUCUACAGUGAGUAUUGAGGACCAGGCCUUUGCGGACAACCCUCGGUUACGUCUCCUCUUCCUCUCCAGAAACCACCUUUCCAGCAUCCCAUCUGGUCUUCCUGCCUCACUUGAAGAACUCCGUUUAGACGACAACCGAAUCUCUACUAUUCCUACGCAUGCCUUCCGGGGUUUGUCCUCUUUACGUCGCCUGGUCUUGGAUGGUAAUCUUUUAGCUAAUCAACGCAUUGCUGAUGAUACCUUCUCACGCUUGUCGAACUUAACAGAACUCUCCCUGGUCCGUAAUUCACUUCAAACACCCCCACUUAACUUGCCCAGUGCCCACCUGCAGAGACUCUCCCUUCAGGACAAUAACCUCAUACACAUGCCUCGGGGAUCACUCGAUGGAAUGCGCAGACUACAGCGCCUAGAUCUUUCUGGAAACAAUCUGACCACCCUUCCCAGAGGAUUGUUCAGGGACUUGGAGAGCCUGGGGCAGCUGCUUGUGAAAGGAAACCCAUGGCAUUGUGGGUGCAACUUGCGCUGGCUGCACGACUGGCUGGAAGCAAAGGGGAAUACAAUUACAGUGAGAGGCUUUAUCUGCCAGACACCAGAGCGAGUCCGAGACAUGGCGCUUAGAGACCUCAUGAAUCAGAUGGAUGAAUGUGAGUUGGCUGCUGCUGGUGGUGGAGGAGUAGGUACAGGAGUCGGCGUUGGUGGUAACAGGGUGAGUGGAGGAGCGGCAGGAGCCAUUUCUACCACUCUUUCGCCCCCUCAAGGGUCCCUGUUUACUCUCAGGUCCAAGCGACCAGGCCUCAGUCUCCCAGAAACAGGGCUGGACUACACAUUAAGCAGCAGCGGUGUGGGCAAGAACCUGGCCCUGAAUGUGAAACCCCUUUCCCACAACAGUAUCCGUGUUACCUGGAGCAUAGCACAAACAUCUUCUUCCUUUCGAUUAAGCUGGCUUCGCCUAGGAACCAGCUCUGCCAUGGGGUCCAUCACAGAAACCUUGGUUAGGGGUGACCGGCGGGAGUAUCUUCUCACUUCCCUGCAGCCUGCUUCCAGCUACAUCAUCUGCAUGGUGCCUCUAAUGUCUAACAGUGGAAGCAGGAGUAGUAUGCCUGGGGGUGACACAGAACCAAAUGAGGUUCCAGUUUGUGCCAGAACAGAAACGUCUGAUCCUGGCCACCCUGAUGAUGAAGGUGAAGACGACAGCUCUGAUCAAAUGACUUCGCUUCCACUUGCAGGAAUUAUUGGAGGUGCUACGGCAAUCGUUUCCCUUGCUCUAAUCAUUGCUAUUUUCUGCUGGUAUGGGCACCGUGCAGGACAUUUCACAUCACGAGACCAUUACAGCCACGGUAGCUCUCGCAAGAGCAAACACUGUGAUGACUACAUUGAGUCAGGCACAAAGAAAGACAAUACUAUCUUAGAGAUCAGAGGUCCAGGAUUGCAGAUGACACCAAUUGCAACAAGACAGCCCCUUCAACCGAAAGCAGUGAGAGAGGAUUACAUUAUACACACCAUCUUCCCCUCGAAUGGCACGGCUCUAUACACGCCAUCCCAAAACAUGACCAACUCUGGCUACAGUACCAACCGUGGCUAUAGAGAAGGAGGCAUUCCAGAUAUAGAUUACUCUUACACAUGAUAGCUUUGAUUUAGAAACCAUAAUUAGGAGUCAUGUACCGCAUAGAUACACAGUUUUUAAUCAACAUGGGCUCUGCAGAAUCCCCUUUGUGCCUUCUGGUCUCCAUUACAAUGUAGCCUGCUGUUCGUGACACUAUAAAGCUUUUAAUUGGCCCAGAUGCUUAUAGGAAGCAUUAUAAAUGUGGUGCCAGGAGGCGGUGAUGCCAUUUCAGGGGGUGAUACCAAAUGCUAUUUUCACCUCGCGGUGUAAUGAUCAGACUCCCUGACAUUGCUCUUUUAUCUCUGGCUGGUGCACUGAGGUGGAUUCAAGGGCAGCCCACACCGCAUUCAGCUCACAGAUUGUUCAUAAAGCUCAGUGCAUAUAUGGGAGAGAGGCAGUCUUCUCACAGAAAAUAACCAACCCGCUGUACAUUUUAGUCUUUGUCUCCUAUGAGAUGAAGCUCCUGAGUCAAGGGUUUGAACCAGGAUUGACAUGAAUCCUACAUCAAGCAAGAAACCCUCUUUGCUCAGAGGAAACUGGAAAUGUGUUGUUGCAAGUGAUCCUUCUGGGAAAUGCACAGGUUCACAUGCACAGUUUAUUUUUUGGAGAUAUGAGCUGCAGAACACGACUACUAUUCCUGAUAAAGUUGGAGUGUCUGGACCAAGCAGAGACAUGGCCCUCAAAAACUACAGCAAGGUUUGAAAUGCCUCAAAAACUGAAUUCAUUUGAAUUCUUCUACACUUGAAAACUGCCUGAUGCUACUAUGAUAACGUCCAACAAGCGUUAUGAUGACUGCUCUAGUUUCAGACUGGUGUAAAGUUGAGAGGACGAAUGAAACGUGUUUUUGUGUCUUGA
Molecule: messenger RNA, 3385 nt
Organism: Sinocyclocheilus grahami
Lineage: Eukaryota; Metazoa; Chordata; Actinopteri; Cypriniformes; Cyprinidae
Product: leucine-rich repeat transmembrane protein FLRT1-like
Exons: 2
Coding region: 467-2551 (694 amino acids)
Molecular function (GO): protein binding
Source: RefSeq, a predicted model, not a curated record